CCUAGCCGUUGCAUCUUCCCCUUAUGUCUCUGUUGGCCCGAUCCGACGAUAGCCCCCUUAUCAGGCCUGCCCCGCAACACUUCCAUUUCCAACGAUAAGCCGACACCUCGGUGGCAGCGCUGCUUGAGAGACGUAUUCGUGCUCUUUCAAGCCCCGAUUUCCAUGUCUAAGAUGACUCUUUCCUCAUCUACCACUGCCGCACCUCUGGUCGUGUUAGUCUCGACGAGAGCCGUGCUCACUCUCGCCGACGAUUCGUUACUUCUCACGCCAGCAACCAUCUCACUCUCUCCUGUUACGGGCAAGAUUCUUUCUGCUGUCCCCGAGAUCCUCCCGGAGACCCUGUUCCCUCCUGGAACAGCAUACAUCGACCACAGCCCGAAGGUCCUGCUCCCAGGUUUGGUCGACGCGCACGUUCAUCUCAACGAGCCAGGUCGGACAGAAUGGGAGGGCUUCUACACCGGAACCCGGGCGGCUGCCUCGGGCGGAGUCACCACCGUCGUGGACAUGCCUUUAAAUGCUAUCCCGCCGACAACCACCCUCGCUGGCUUCAAGGAGAAGCUUGCCGCCAGCAAGGGACAAUGCUGGGUUGACGUCGGCUUCUAUGGCGGCAUCGUCCCGGGCAAUGCCGACGAGUUGCUCCCACUUGCGGAAGCCGGGGUUCGUGGUUUCAAGGGGUUUCUCAUCGAAUCGGGAGUCGAAGAGUUCCCUGCCGUCUCGUCUAAGGAUAUUGCACUCGCAAUGACAACCCUCAAGGACAGCCCGACCACACUCAUGUUUCACGCGGAGAUGAUUCCGCCCAUUACGGAUUCCGUGGGCGAUGGCGUCCAGGCGUCGGAACCGCCCCUCGCCCCUCACGGUGAGCUUACCUCGUACAACACCUUCUUGGAAUCCCGCCCGCCUGCCUUCGAGACAUACGCAGUGGAGGAGAUCCUCUCACUCGCACACCUCGCCCCGCAGCUCCAUCUACACAUCGUCCACCUCUCAGCCACGGAAUGCAUCCCAAUCCUCAAGGCCGCCCGCAGCCGUGGCGUCAACAUCACAGCCGAGACGUGCUUCCAUUACCUCGGCCUGGCGUCCGACGGCAUCGAGGACGGCGACACCCGGCACAAGUGCUGCCCCCCGAUCCGCAGCCGCGCCAACCAGGACGGCCUGUGGGCCGAGCUCGCCGCCGAGGACAGCUGCAUCCGCACCAUCGUGUCGGACCACUCCCCCUGCACGCCCGAGCUGAAGCUCCUGCCGGAUCGCAUCCGGCAGGCUCAGAACACCCACCACGCCUUCGGCAGUGGGCCGCUGCCUCGCACGGAAUUCUCGGACUCGGGCAUCGACGUCACGCUACCCACGCAGGACACCACCGUCGUCAACGACGACGAUGCAGCCCAGGCAUCCGGGCGGGGCGACUUCUUCGCGGCGUGGGGCGGCAUCUCGUCGGUCGGUCUGGGGCUGCCGAUCCUCCACACGGCAUCUACGGCACGCUCCUCCCCGCUCUCGAUCGUCGACACGGUCCGGCUGUGCAGCCAGGCGACGGCGCGGCAGGUGGGGCUCGCGGGCCGGAAGGGGGGCCUGAGGCCCGGGCUCGACGGCGACGUGUGCGUGUUCGACGACGGCGCGGCCUGGACGCUGCGGGCGGCGGACAUGCGGUGGCGGAACCGCUGCUCGCCGUGGGAGGGGUGCCGGUUCGAGGGCAGGGUCGUCGAGACGUGGCUGCGCGGGAGGAGGGUGUUUGCGCUCGGGGGGGAGAAUGAGGGGUUUGUUGGGGGGGAGCCGGUCGGGGAGGCGAUUUUGGAGAGGAGGACGGAGUGAACGGGGCAACUUCUUUAUACCACGAGAUCCGAGGUUACAGUUUUUUAUUUUCAGGCGUCCGGGCACUGUUGAUGAUUCAUUUAUGGCGUAUUGGCUUGGUUUUAGGGGCUGAUGCAUAUGCCGAGCUAUGGCUGUCUCAUGACGAUGACUGUGGCUUGGGUGUCUUCUAUGUUGCAGGACCCCGAUGUAUAUAUGGAUUUCAGGUACGGAUGCAUUCUCAGCGGAUUGCACAGGUCUUCUGCGCCACACAACUGGUCAUUUAUAUUGUAUGCAUACACGCGUACUUUAUUUGCUAAGAGGACCCGCUGUUGGAUGAAGAAGUGGGUGUCAACGCAC
Phialemonium atrogriseum is the source of this 2136-nucleotide messenger RNA. Its product is annotated as allantoinase. The record is from RefSeq and is a predicted model, not a curated record. Gene Ontology annotation, molecular function: allantoinase activity. The transcript has 2 exons. Bases 163 to 1800 code for a protein of 545 amino acids. Gene Ontology annotation, cellular component: cytoplasm. NCBI's taxonomy places the organism in Eukaryota, Fungi, Ascomycota, Sordariomycetes, Cephalothecales, Cephalothecaceae. Gene Ontology annotation, biological process: purine nucleobase catabolic process.